UCCCAGCCGAGCGCGGCGCCUGCUGGGAAGCGUAGUCCACGGCUUGACGAACGGGCCGACGACUACCGGGCGGGCGGAGAGUGAUGACUCGCUUUUCCGUGGUGCUCCGCGCGGCAGCGGCCUGCAGGCCUGCCUGACGGGCGACACAGAGGGGCGACCGUCGCCAGCUCCUGCCCUGCCAUGGGCUCCCUGCUCAGCCGCCGCAUCGCCGGCGUGGAGGACAUCGACAUCCAGGCCAACUCGGCCUACCGCUACCCGCCCAAGUCCGGCAACUACUUUGCCAGCCACUUUUUCAUGGGCGGUGAGAAGUUCGACAUGCCGCAUCCCGAGGGCUACCUGUUUGGGGAGAACAUGGACCUGAACUUUCUGGGCAACCGGCCCGUUCAGUUUCCUUACGUGACCCCAGCCCCUCAUGAACCAGUAAAGACCCUUCGGAGCCUGGUGAACAUCCGCAAAGACUCCCUGCGUCUGGUCAGGUACAAAGAAGAUGUUGACAGCCCCACAGAGGAGAACGGGAAGCAGAAGGCUUUAUACAGCCUUGAAUUCACCUUUGAUGCAGAUGCCCGGGUGGCCAUCACCAUCUACUGCCAAGCAACAGAGGAGCUGAUUAGUGGCAUGGCUGUCUACAGCACAAAGAACCCUUCUCUGCAGUCAGAGACCGUGCACUACAAGCGAGGGGUGAGCCAGCAGUUCUCCCUGCCCUCCUUCAAGAUCGACUUCUCCGACUGGAAAGAUGAAGAGCUGAACUUUGAUCUGGACCGGGGUAUUUUUCCAGUGGUCAUCCAAGCCACAGUAGAUGAAGGCGAUGUUGUUGUGGAAGUGACUGGCCAUGCCCACAUCCUCCUGGCUGCCUUCGAGAAGCACGUCGAUGGCAGCUUCUCUGUAAAGCCCUUGAAACAGAAGCAGAUUGUGGAUCGGGUGAGUUAUCUGCUCCAGGAGAUCUACGGCAUCGAGAAUAAGAAUAACCAAGAGACCAAGCCCUGCGAUGAUGAAAACAGUGACAACAGCAACGAGUGUGUGGUGUGUCUCUCGGACCUGCGGGACACUCUCAUCCUGCCCUGCAGGCAUCUCUGUCUGUGCAACUCCUGUGCCGACACCCUGCGCUACCAGGCCAACAACUGUCCCAUCUGCCGUUUGCCCUUCCGUGCGCUGCUGCAGAUCCGGGCAGUGAGGAAGAAGCCGGGUGCCUUGUCACCACUCUCCUUCAGCCCUGUCUUGGCCCAGAGCCUGGAUCGGGAGGAGCAUUCGUGCUCAGACAACAUCCCCCCGGGGUACGAGCCCAUUUCCCUGCUGGAAGCCCUGAACGGUUUGCGGUCCAUCUCGCCCUCCAUCCCCUCGGCUCCCCUCUAUGAUGAGAUCAGCUACUCCGGGGUGCUGGACAGCCUCCCUCCAUCUAGUAGGCCCCUCGUGGGGCUUGACCGAGGAGGUGUGGAGAGCAGCCACCAGAAGAACAAGCGCAGCAAAUCUCCAGACAGUGCCCUGCGGUCCCCCUCCUCACCGAUCCAUGAAGAAGACGAGGAGAAAUUCUCGGAAGACCUGGCCCUGGAGCCGCCUCUUGCUGGGAUGGGGCACAUCCUGGGUGAAGACAGCUCCCCUGAGAGUCUGGCAGCUGAAGAAGCCGAGGCAGUUGCUGCCCUGCCACAAGGUAGCCAGCCUUCCUCCGGGAAGGAUCUUGUCCAGGAAAGCAGCAAAUCCUGCGAGGCCAAGGCCCUCCAGAAAAUGGAGAGUGAGCUGCCUGCUGAUGUCUACCUGCCAGCCCUUGGCCCGGACGCCUGCUCUGUUGGGAUAGAGGAGUAAGCCGGGUCUUCUGACUUCACCGGUGCCCUCCCAAACUACGGCAGCAGCAAUUCCGGGCAGCCGUUCCUCUUCCUUCAACCUCACUUCCGCGUUGAAAGUGGGCCGAACCUGUCCUAAGUACCUGGCUCAAGAAUCAAACUCCAAGCACUGAGGCCGCCCACCUGCAAGAAGCCGGCCUCCCUUUUCCUUCCCUCCCUCCUACCCUGAAGGGACACAGCUUCAGGCACAAAGCAAGAUGGACGUGUUUUUUUCCCUUCUUUAGGCCAGUCUUGGGUCAGCAAUCUGUCUCUUCUGGAUAUGUGUCUUUGUAUGGACGUGCAUGACCCCUUUGCGGCCGUGAUGGGAAAGACCCCUUCCUGGUCUGCUGCCAUGGGCCACCCUCUCCCCAGGGGGGGUCCUUCCCAAGCCUCUGCUCUCUCGCUUGGCCAUUCUUGGAACGCAGCCGGCCAUUUGGGGCCUCUGCGAGAGCAGCUGGGCUCAAGCGGCUCUCCACGUCCAGGCCUGUGAGUUAGAGGGCUGUUCUCUCCAUCUCCCUGCCACCUGCUGAUUGUAGCCACAGUUCUGGGACUUUCUCCCCCUCCAGGCUGGCCCUCAUGACUUGUGCAGGAGGCCCCUUAUUCGGCCGCCAGCCACUCCCCGCUGCCCUCCCCACCUCCCUGCAAGUCUCUUCUAGUGCCUGUCUUCUUUCCACACCUAGCGGUGUGUUCCUAUAUUUAUAGUAAUAAAACUUUUGGUGUCA
Molecule: messenger RNA, 2536 nt
Organism: Ahaetulla prasina
Lineage: Eukaryota; Metazoa; Chordata; Lepidosauria; Squamata; Colubridae
Gene: MGRN1
Product: mahogunin ring finger 1
Exons: 17
Coding region: 181-1797 (538 amino acids)
Biological process (GO): endosome to lysosome transport; negative regulation of G protein-coupled receptor signaling pathway; protein ubiquitination
Cellular component (GO): plasma membrane; nucleus; early endosome
Molecular function (GO): ubiquitin protein ligase activity
Source: RefSeq, a predicted model, not a curated record